AUGAGGAUGAUUUCAUUGUUCAUUCAAUUUUAUUUGAUCACUCUUUCAGUAGCAAAAACAGCGAGUGUAGUUAAAGGCGAGAAAGGUUUUGAAGUCUUAAAGAGUCGUUUGCGUGGUUCAGUAGCUUGGGGGUCCUAUGAAAAUACCGUGAAUAAAACUGGAUGGGGUGUGUUAGACAUCCACACCAACCCCAAAUACACAGCGACGGACCAAGCGUAUGCUGCCGGGUAUAUAGAAUCGUAUAUGACCCAUCAUUUGAUAUAUUUAUAUUGGAAGAAUUUCCUCGCCAAUGAAUACAACGGCAAAGUGCCCCAUCGAGUUCGUGAGUUCUUUUCCAUGCAAUUUCGAUUUUGGAAGAAAAACAUAUUUAGAAAGCCGGACGACUUCGACGAUGAAAAUUAUGAUGAGAAGUAUUGGUCACAACAACGUCUUAUUUAUGAACAACUGAAAGGGUUAUAUGUGGGAUACAAACAUUUCUCCUCUGCAUGUGAGAAGCUCAAAUUAGAGGACAUUUACUUACUUAAUUCUGUUGGUGACUUACCAACAGUCAGUUCAAAGUAUUCCCAUGGCUAUGGAGAUAACUCGAUGUUAGAUUUACAAGAGAAACAUCCCGAUGAGAUCUACCACGAGUGCACCGCAUACAUCAAAUUUAACAAUAAAACUAAUGAUGUGAUCUACUCUCAUAACACAUGGCGGCCGUACUAUGCAAUGUUACGUAUUUAUAAGAAUUAUUACUUCCCGUACACUCAAAAUGCAUUCCCAAUGAGCUUUGCAAGUAGUCCCGGCUUGAUCCACUCAAAGGACGACUUCUACCAACUUCAAAGUAAAAACGACCACCGCCGCUUUGGGGUGAUGGAGACAACCAACUCGUUUUAUAUCAAAAAGUUAUAUAAAAAGAUCGACCCCUUCACUCUCUUAUCUUGGCAGCGUGUUUUAGUCGCCAUGUACUUCCAAAAGACUUGUAAAAAAGUCGUAGAGACAAUAGGUAAAUACAACUCGGGGACUUACAACAAUCAGUGGAUGGUCCUAGACUUAAAGAAUGUCACAGAACAUGCCAAAGACAACGCAAACUUAUUAUUUAUAGGAGAGCAGAUGCCUGGAAGAUAUGAAGUUUUAGACGUGACGCCCACUCUUGUGAAAACCACCUUUUGGGCGUCAUACAACACGCCCUAUAUCAAAUCUAUUUAUAUCAACUCGGGCUACUUGAAAAAGGUCAAAUUGGGGAAGAAGGAGUAUAGCUACACCAAGUGCACUCGUGCGCGUUUGUUUAAGAGGGAUGGGGCCAGAAUGCAUACAAUCGACGACGUCAAGAAGCUGAUGACUAUGAAUCACUACAAAACAGAUAAACUCGCAAAGAAGCCGCGCAACCAAAUUGCGUCGAGGUACGACCUUGAGAAGUACGACAUGCGUGCACCAUUUGGCGCUGUUGAUUGUAAGAUAGGAGCAGCGUCUUUAGGCAAAACCACGUUAGCGUAUUGUGGACCAACUAAAGAAGGUGGACUUCCUCCUUUCGACUGGAAAAGGUUUCCUAAAGUGCAGCAUGAUGGGACUCCCGCUGUGUUUAAUUUCGAUUGGGUUGAAAUGACGCCGAUGAGUGAUUAA
Messenger RNA from Entamoeba invadens IP1, 1602 nucleotides. RefSeq lists its product as hypothetical. The transcript has a single exon. NCBI's taxonomy places the organism in Eukaryota, Evosea, Mastigamoebida, Endamoebidae. The record is from RefSeq and is a predicted model, not a curated record. Gene Ontology annotation, biological process: phospholipid catabolic process. Gene Ontology annotation, molecular function: glycerophospholipase activity. Gene Ontology annotation, cellular component: extracellular region. Bases 1 to 1602 code for a protein of 533 amino acids.